Molecule: messenger RNA, 322 nt
Organism: Paraglomus brasilianum
Lineage: Eukaryota; Fungi; Glomeromycota; Glomeromycetes; Paraglomerales; Paraglomeraceae
Source: the annotation of a GenBank genome assembly
AAAAUGGUCCUGUGCAGUUUAACUAUGAAAGCUGGUUAACAGAUGACCAGGAAAAACUUGUGUUCCAAGCAAAAGCUGGUGACACUCUGCUUGUUGUCAAGUUUACACAGAGAUAUAAUGCAGAUACACAUUGCUUGUGUGCCAACAGUGGGCUUGCACCAAAGCUACUUUACAUCAGUGAGAAUGAAAUCAGAGGCUGGAAAAUGAUUGUAAUGGAAUAUAUUGAUGGUCUGACACUUUAUAUUAAUAUGGCACAACUUGAUCGAGAAGAUUAUGAUGCUCUUCUGGUUGAUGUUAAAGAGGCAGUCCAGAAACUACAUGA